AUGCUACAUAGACAUUCUGCCAAGCAAAAGAGACCAAGAACAUUAGUGUACCAUCGCGAGGAAUUGCACUCUCCCAAACUGGAGGAAGCGGGCCUAUUGCCCGAACAGAUCCACGGGCUCCACCUUGGCACUGUGAUGGAGAACCAGUCAGCCUCUGAGAACGGCGGCAGCCAUUUUCAGCCCAACCGGUACCGGAUUCCCCAGAAGGGGCUGCCCGAGGCGACCGCGUACGACCUGAUUCACAACGAAUUAUCGCUGGACGGCAACCCACACUUGAACCUGGCCAGUUUUGUCAACACCGAGACCUCGGCGAUCGCCACGAAGCUGAUCACCGAGAACAUCAACAAGAACCUGGCGGACAACGACGAGUACCCGCAGCUGAUCGAGCUGACCCAGCGCUGCAUCUCGAUGCUGGCGCAGCUGUGGCACUGCGACGAGGACAAGUACGACCCGCUCGGCUGCGCCACCACCGGGUCCAGCGAGGCGAUCAUGCUCGGCGGGCUCGCGAUGAAGAAGCGCUGGGAACACAGAAUGCGCGGCGCGGGCAAGUCGACCGCGAAGCCCAACAUCCUCAUGUCGACCGCGUCGCAGGUCGCCCUCGAGAAGUUUGCCCGCUACUUCGACGUCGAAUGCAGACUCAUCCCCGUGUCCGCCAAGAGCAACCACUGCCUCGAUCCGCAGCUGCUGUGGGACUACGUCGACGAGAACACCAUCGGCGCGUUCGUCAUCCUCGGCACCACCUACACCGGCCACCUCGAGUCCGUUGAGCACGUCUGCGACGUGCUCACCGAGAUCGAGAACGCCCACCCGGACUGGUCCAACACCGAGAUCCCGAUCCACGUCGACGGCGCGUCCGGCGGCUUCAUCGUCCCCUUCACCUUCUCCGAGAGACAGAUGGCGAGCUACAGGAUGCAGCGCUGGGGCUUCAACCACCCGCGCGUCAUGAGCAUCAACGCGAGCGGCCACAAGUUCGGCCUCACCACGCCGGGCCUCGGCUGGGUGCUGUGGCGCAGCGAAGAUCUGCUGGCCGACGAGCUCAAGUUCAAGAUCAACUACCUCGGCGGCGUCGAGGAGUCCUUCGGCCUCAACUUCUCCCGCCCGGGCUUCCAAGUGAUCCACCAGUACUACAACUUUGUGUCGCUCGGCAGAGCCGGCUACCACGCCCACUUUGCCAAGUCCAUCUUUGUGGCCCGCGCCUUCUGCCACGAGCUGCUUGUCUCGGAGAGAAUGCCGGGCUUCUUCGAGGUGGUCAGCAGCAUCCACGAGCGCAUCGACGCGCCGCCGGGCCGCUCCCGGCUGCCAGACUCGGUCAACGAGUACUGGGAAAAACCCGCAGAGUUCAAGCCGGGCGUCCCGCUUGCCGCCUUCAAGCUCUCGCGCGCGUUCCACGACCAGUACCCGGAGAUCCCGCAGUCCAUGCUCGCCGCGCUGCUCAGAAGCAGGGGCUGGAUCGUCCCCAACUACCCGCUGCCCAGCUCCACCGACGGCUCCGACCAGCACGAAGUGCUGCGAGUCGUGUUCCGCUCCGAGAUGAAGCUCGACCUCGCGCAGCUGCUCAUCGUCGACAUCGAGCAUGUGGUCACAAAACUGAUCAAGAGCUACAAGAUACUGCUCGAGAGCCUGCCGGCCAACGAGCACUCCCAGCACAGGCGCGACUUUGUGUACAAGAUGCUGCUGAAGUUGGCUUCGCCAACUUCCGGCGACGAGCCGCCGCUCGAGCUCCAGCCCGAACGCCGUGAGAGCCUAUCCAAGAACUACAAGGGUACUUGCUAA
Messenger RNA from Torulaspora globosa, 1773 nucleotides. It is a transcript of the gene GAD1, whose product is annotated as glutamate decarboxylase GAD1. Bases 1 to 1773 code for a protein of 590 amino acids. Gene Ontology annotation, biological process: L-glutamate catabolic process. Gene Ontology annotation, molecular function: glutamate decarboxylase activity; pyridoxal phosphate binding. The record is from RefSeq and is a predicted model, not a curated record. Gene Ontology annotation, cellular component: cytosol. NCBI's taxonomy places the organism in Eukaryota, Fungi, Ascomycota, Saccharomycetes, Saccharomycetales, Saccharomycetaceae. The transcript has a single exon.